Molecule: messenger RNA, 2217 nt
Organism: Spizellomyces punctatus DAOM BR117
Lineage: Eukaryota; Fungi; Chytridiomycota; Chytridiomycetes; Spizellomycetales; Spizellomycetaceae
Product: atypical/RIO/RIO1 protein kinase, variant
Exons: 8
Coding region: 556-2016 (486 amino acids)
Biological process (GO): maturation of SSU-rRNA
Cellular component (GO): cytosol; preribosome, small subunit precursor
Molecular function (GO): protein serine/threonine kinase activity; ATP binding
Source: RefSeq, a predicted model, not a curated record
AGGAAUCUUCAACGAAAUGAUUGUUUAAACGAUUAGGAUGGCAUCGACAAUAGCAGCAUCCUAUGUGGAGGGUCAGUUUUCUGAUGCAGAGGAGGAUAAAGUUCAAGUGAAAGCGACGGCAAAAAAUGACGAUCAGCAGCCACCAUCCGAGAUCGCUAAUGGAUCUGUCAGGAACAUUCAGCUAAAUGACGACGAGGAGUAUAUGGAUGACCUUUUGGAAGACGACGAGGACGAGGACUUUGACGAUGAGGAAUUUGAUCUCAACUAUGAUGAUCAAUGGUUCAGUGCUGGUGGAGACUUUACAAAGCAGUAUAAUCGUAUGAGGGUCCAGAUUGACGCCGCAGGAUCGGUAUCGGCCGAUUCAUCUGUCAAGGCGGGGGCCGGAGAGUCAGGGCCUCGACCAACGGGAAUGAAGGGCCAGGUGGUGGCUGCUUCCCGGGCUGCUGCAAAAGCAGCGCGAGUGUCAAAGGAGGCCUCUACUGUUGAAGAUGCUUUUAGCGCGAAAUUUGCUGGAAGAAUUCGGUUGGGUAGGCAUUGGAAUCUGCGGACAAUAGCAUGCGGAUAGGUAGCAAAAAGGCAGAAGGCGACACACACCAUCACAAAGACAAGUCCGAUCGGGCUACCGUAGAGCAAGUCCUCGAUCCCCGUACACGGAUUAUCCUAUUCAAAAUGCUAAAUCGCAAUAUCAUAUACGAGAUAAACGGAUGUGUUAGUACCGGGAAAGAAGCCAACGUCUAUCAUGCUACGACCGAGAGCGAAGAGCAUCGAGCCAUCAAAGUGUACAAAACAUCGAUUUUGACUUUCAAGGAUCGUGAUCGAUAUGUCUCUGGCGAGUAUCGCUUUCGGCAUGGAUACAGUAAAAGCAAUCCGAGGAAGAUGGUGAAGGUUUGGGCGGAAAAAGAGAUGCGGAAUUUGAAGCGAUUGCAUGCCGCGGGCAUUCCCUGCCCCGAACCAUUACUGUUGCGAAUGCAUGUGCUUCUGAUGACAUUUAUUGGUGAUAAAAAUGGAUGGGCUGCACCACGUUUGAAAGAUGCAGUGAUAACGGAUCCGGAUGUUUAUCGGUCGGUGUAUCUGCAACUGGUCAAAAUGAUGUGGAUCAUGUACCACAAGUGUAAAUUGGUGCAUGGUGAUCUUUCCGAGUACAAUUUGCUAUAUCAAAAAAAGAUUCUUUACGUUAUUGACGUGUCGCAGUCUGUAGAGCAUGACCACCCUCACGCAUUGGAGUUCCUGCGAAAGGAUUGUACAAAUGUGGUUGAAUACUUUCGACGACGACUUCCCGAACAAAUUAUGACUGUCAGAGAAUUGUUUGAUUUUGUUGUGACUGACAUCGACGGGAUACGGCGAGUUUUGAAGGACGAACAGGAGCAAAAUAUCGAAUCAGCUGGAAGCGAAGGGGCAGGCAGUGAUGAAAACGGUGCACUGGAUCCUGACUAUCCAGUGAUUGAACAAUACUUGGCAAAGGUCCAUGCGCGGGUGGCGGAACGUCCUGCAACCUAUCUUGAUGAUGCCACCAUCCAAGUGGACGAGGAAGUUUUCAAACAACUCUAUAUACCUCGAACAUUAGAUGAUGUACCGGAUGUUGAGCGGGACGUGGAGAAGUUACGAGCUGGACAGGGUGCGGAUCUCUUGUAUCGGCAAGUAAUCGGGUUGACAUUGCCAACACCAGCAAGUGGUGUUUCGACACCAACCGACACCGAGCAGGGCCCAAAUCCGGAGGGUCGGAGCGAAGGGGACAAUGGUGAUGGCAGGGAGGAGCACUUGACCGAUAAUGAGGAAAACAGCACAGACGAAGAGGACGCCGAAGGCAGCGAGCAGGACGAGGGGGAUGGUAGCGAUGGCGAUGGUAGCGAUUUCGGGACACGAAAGGUGAUGAAGAAGGAUGAGGAUAAAGAGUCCAAAAAGGAGCGCAAAAAGGCAACAAAAGAGGCGCAGCGGGAGAAGCGCAAGAUGAAAAUACCGAAAGCUGUCAAAAAAAGGAAGGAGAAAGUAGCAGCGACUCGGAAAGGUAAAAAAUGAGGGUGAUAGGAUGUUCAUGCAUAGAGUCCCUAGGUAGCUUCUCUUGUACAUUUUCUGAGAUUUGGUAGAUAGCGUUACCCAUUCUUCAUUCUAUUUCACAUCGCACGUAGAUUUAUAUACACUGGCCUGAACUCAACAGAUAUUAUACUGAUUUUACCGGGCGAUUCGCCACAUAGCCGAAUCGCUCCAUGUCUUUCGUGC